AGACCUGUUUCCCAUUACGUAGCUUGGCACUAUUUAUAGAUAUCACGUGACUUGACCAAAUUCAAAACGAGGCUGAGCGUGAUUAUCUCAUCAUAGCGAAAACAAACAAUGGCGUCUAAUGUUGAUAAUUAUCUAGAUUUUACUGUGGACGAUUUACAUCGUUUAACCGUGAUAAAACUUAAAGAAUUGCUUCUUGCUGGUAACGAAUCUACUACAGGGAAGAAAUCGUCUUUAGUAUCUCGUGCAUAUGCAUACAUUUGCCGAGUGAAGUGCAAAAAUGUCGACCAAGUGUCGAAAAAGCACGUAAAUACUGCCGAUGUAAAUAUUCCGAAGGAAUGUAUAUUUGAUGAUUUAAUUGUGCUAGGAGGUGAUUCUGUAUGGUCAACUGAUUUGAGAAACUUACCAGAAGUAAACUUUCAUCAGUUGUAUGAUUACUUGGUCGUAAAGACACAAAAGUUUGGUGAUAAAAUUAUGAAAGGAUCAGUGUACAAGAAAGAGAGGUCUUAUAACUUUUAUAAGGAAGGACAUAUAAGUGAUAUGAAAACUUUGAAAAACAAUACUAUGACAUUGGUUAAAGCUAAAGUAGUAGCAUCAAUGAAAAAAAUAAGAUACAACGUUGUUGUUGUUUUCAAUGAACAAGCAGAUGUGCUAUAUGCAGCAUGUGAAUGUCCAGCUGGACUGGGACCAAAUGGUGAAGGAAAAUGUAACCACACUGGCGGUCUACUUUUCUGUGUUGAAGACUUCAGUCGGAAAAACCUUCAGAAAGCCCCUGAAGCAGUAACCUGUACGGGAAAACUAAGUAGUUGGAAUGUUCCCAGAGACCUAAAAGUACAUUCAGCCCCACUUCCAAAUAUGAAGAUAAAAAAGGUACAUAUUGGAAAACAGCAGGAAAAUAUACAGUCAGAGUCUGUGACUUUAUACGACCCUCGGGCUCCGGUUGACAGAUAUCUCGAUAUCCCGGCAUUGCGUACAUUGUAUGAGAAUUUAGAAAAUUGUAUGCCGGCAUCUGGUUUUUUUCUUUUUCAUGAGGAACUGACAGACAUCGACAACGAGCAGGUGACACUAGGUGAAAACUUGCCUGUUUGUGAUAAUGUGGAAGUGGUAUCCACACACUAUUGCGAGAAGGACAGUGGAAUGGAUAUAUUUUCCGACCAGAAAUUGUUGGACAUUUAUUCUGUCAAAGGUAUAAGUCUGCCAGAUAUGGCCAGUAGCAAGGAUAUUGAAUGUGCUGUUGAUGAUUAUCUAAGCAAACUUAAAAUUGAUGAAAUGAUAAUUGAAGCAGUUGAAAUGAGAACCAAAAAGCAAUCACAAAGUGUGUUGUGGCAGAAUCUAAGGAAAUUCAUCCUUACUGCUUCAAACUUUGGCAAAAUAAUAAAACGUAAAAUAAACCCAGAUGGACUUAUUAAGCAGUUGCUAUAUUCCAGCUUCUCAUCGAAAGCUACCACUUACGGGUCUGAAAACGAAGAAAAUGCAAUUCUUGCUUAUGAGAAACAUAUGGAAAUGUCUGGAAAUGCUGUCAAAGUUGAGAAAAUAGGUUUACAAAUUUGUGACAAGUUUCCUGGAUUAGGUGCCAGUGUUGAUGGCAAAGUGUUUGACAUAUCUACAGAUAGCUAUGGAUGUCUAGAAGUGAAAUGCCCUAUAUCUAGAGCUGGACUUACUCUUGAAGAAGCUGUACAUAAACAGCCAUUUUGCUUGAAGAAAAAUGAUAAAGGUGAAAUUAAAUUGAACAGAUCUCAUGAUUACUUUUACCAGGUUCAAGGUCAAAUGUUUGUGACAGGGCUAAAGUGGGCAGACUUUGUUGUUUGGCUCAAUGACAAAAAUGUUUAUGUCGAAAGAAUUUUAUUUGAUGAGACAAUGUGGAAUAAAAUUUCACUUCCUAAAUUAACUAACUUUUACAGGCAACAGUUUAUUCCAGAAAUGUUGUCAAGGAGAGUACAAAAACAAUUAUUAGAAAGAUAAAAUAAAAGCUUAAAGCACAACGAAAGAUAGGAGUGAAUAAGUAGGCAGUUGGUUAAAGUACAUGGACAUAUUUUGGUUAAGUGCUUAAGUUUUUUGAUAGUUAUUGCCAAAUUACAAAUUGAACUCAGUGCACAAAAGUGUAAAAACAUUUCUUGAUUACAAACAUGUAAAGGGAUAAAAAAAAUAUAAAUAUCCUGUGCAUACUUUCAAUUAAGUAAAAUAAUGUUAAGAAGUUGUUUGUUACUUGUGGAGCUUCAAGUUUUUUU
Molecule: messenger RNA, 2225 nt
Organism: Ruditapes philippinarum (Manila clam)
Lineage: Eukaryota; Metazoa; Mollusca; Bivalvia; Venerida; Veneridae
Exons: 2
Coding region: 109-1959 (616 amino acids)
Molecular function (GO): zinc ion binding
Source: RefSeq, a predicted model, not a curated record